Phyllostomus discolor (pale spear-nosed bat) is the source of this 2497-nucleotide messenger RNA. Its product is annotated as zinc finger protein 791-like. Gene Ontology annotation, biological process: regulation of transcription by RNA polymerase II. NCBI's taxonomy places the organism in Eukaryota, Metazoa, Chordata, Mammalia, Chiroptera, Phyllostomidae. Bases 159 to 1352 code for a protein of 397 amino acids. The transcript has 4 exons. The record is from RefSeq and is a predicted model, not a curated record. Gene Ontology annotation, molecular function: RNA polymerase II cis-regulatory region sequence-specific DNA binding; DNA-binding transcription factor activity.
GAAGUACUGCUGGCGCGUUCGCCCCGCCCUCGGAGUUGGGGGUUGCACCUCUCUUGCAUUUAAAGCUCCACGUGUCUCUGCCUUCGUUUGCCGAGCUGUGAUCUGUACUGAUUGUGGGACUUGUAAGAAGGACUCAGGGAGACUCAGAAAACCUAGAAAUGGACUCCGUGGCCUUGGAGGAUGUUAAUGUGAAGUUCACCAUGGAGGAGUGGGCCAUCCUGAAUCCGACCCAGAAGAAACUGUACAGAGAUGUAAUGCAGGAAACCUUCAGGAACCUGGCUUCCGUAGCAUGUAUUUUAGAAGAAAAAUGGGAAGACCAUGACAGUGAAGAUCAGUAUGAAAAACAUGGGACAAAUCCUAGCAGUCAUACGGUAGAGAGACUCUAUAAAAGGAAAGAAGAUAGUCAAUGUAGAGAAACCUUCAGCCAGAUUUCAAACCAUGACGAAAAGAAAGAAACUGCUACCGAAAUAAAACUACCUAAAUCCAGGUUGUGUGCACAAGUCUUCGUGCAUCUUUUAUCCUUUACUAGCCACACAAGACCGCUCACUGGACCCAAACUAUACCAGUGUCAGGAAUAUGAAGAGAAGCCUUAUAAAUGUAAGGAAUGUGGGAAAGCUUUCAAGCAGCGCCGAUAUAUUCGAGUGCAUGAAAAGAAACACCGUGCAGAAAAGCCCUAUGAAUGUACAAAAUGUGGUAAAGCCUACAGGUAUUCAAGUAACUUAUGUAGACAUGCAGUAACUCAUACUCAGGAGAAACCCUAUGAGUGUAAGAAGUGUGGCAAAGCCUGGAGUUCUCUCACCAUAUUUCAAAGACACAUGACCAAGCACAGCAGAGAUGGACCUUUUAAAUGUAAGGAGUGUGGGAGAGAUUUCAUUUGUCCAAGAAAAUUUCGAAGUCAUGAAAUGACACACAGGGGAGAAAAGCCCUAUGACUGUAAGGAAUGUGGUAAAGCCUUCAGUUUACUCAGAUAUCUUAGAAAACAUAAAAGAACUCAUGAUGGAAAGAAGCCUCAUGAAUGUAAGGAAUGUGGUAAAGCUUUCCGUUAUCCCACUUUUCUUAGAAAUCAUGAAAAAACUCACUCUGGAGAGAAACCCUAUGAAUGUAAGCAAUGUGGGAAAGCCUUUAGUCGUCCCAGUUACUUUCAAAUUCAUGAAAAAACGCAUAGUGGGAAGAAACCAUAUCAAUGUAAGCAAUGUGGAAAAGCUUUCAGUUGUCACAGGUACUGUCGAAUGCACGAAAGAAUACACAGUGGAGAAAAACCCUAUGAAUGUGUGAAAUGUGGUAAAGCCUUUGGUUACCCAAGUAGUUACCGUAAACAUGUGAGAACACGUUGUAGAGACGAACCCUGUUAAUGCAAAGAAUGUGGGAGAACCUGCAUUUAUCACUCAGCUCUGCAGUCACAUGUGAUAGUGCAGAUUGGAGACGGACCUGUAAAUGUAAGGACUGUUAGAAAGACACGCAGGGGAGAAAAGCCCUGUGUCUCAUUUAUGAGACAUAAUGGAAGACUCAUUUAUGUCUCCCAGUUGAGUAUCAAGAAUGAAAGAGCUGUCAAUGUAAAGAUUGUAGAAAAGCUUUCCAUCGUCCCAGUUCUUCAGAAAACCAUGAAAGAACUCAAACCUGAGAAAAAGCCUACUAUGCACAUAAGGAAAGGGGGAGAGCCUUUCACAGACAUGUAAGAAUGCACACUGGAGGCCCAUCGUGCACAUGCAAAGAACAUAGGAGAGCCUUCAGCUGUCCCAGUUGCUCAGAAAGCCGUGACAAAAACUUCAAGUAGAGAGAAUUCUAUUGAAUGUAAACUGUGUAGGAAAACCUUCAUUUUGCCUCACAUCCCCACAACACCAUGUGAGAAUGACUGGAUAGAUACUGUAUGACUGAAAAUGAAGGCAAAGUUUUAAUAAAUACUUUCAGAGCAGCUCAAAAACUGCCCUGGGAGGAAAUCACAUUACAGUAAGUACUACAUGUAAGCCUGGUGCAAAUUAAUUCACAUACUCCCCAAAAUUCACAGCAUGGAAGAAAUACUAUAAAUGUUAGACAUACACGGUCAUUAUGACUGACUCAUUCUCACAGUGAUUUUCUGUAGUAUAGAGUCCACUUACUUUUGCAAAUAUGCACUGAGGUAAUUAAUUCUGUAGAUAACUCUGUAAGCAAGAGUUUCUAAGUUGAAUAGGUAUUUUUUUCCUUCCUGUCAGUUGAUAAACACUCUGUAUUUUUAUAUUGAAGUUUGUUAGAUCCAUGGGUAAAUGGAAGUGUUUUACUAAUAUACAAGUAGGUUCAAUUUUUCUGUAAUUUUGUAAGUGUUCUGCAAAGCAAGGAACAUUUAAAAAAUGAUACUUUGGAGUUUGUUCAUGUUUUCCAUCUGGCUUCCUGUAGCAAGCAUUGAAUGAAUAUGCCUUACACACACAUAUGUAUUCUACCUUAACAGAAAAGUGCCUUUUCAUUGGCCUGAAGAGCUUCAUUCCAUUUUCUUGUCAAUAAAUGUUUUUUAAUUUUUCAAUGA